AAGGGGAGAUGUCCGGGUGCUCCUCUUGUCUUCCCCAUUGAAGAAGAGAAGAGAGCUCUUGUCUGUCUGACUUGUAGAAAGCAGCAAAGCUUCCCCCACCCCGAGGGAAGCGGAAGAAGAGGGAUGGCGGUUCCGGGGAGGCGCAACGGGCUCAUGGAGGACGACGAGAACGAGGACGACCAGAACGACGCCCUCUUCGAACAGGAAGGUCUGCUCGAGCCCGACUCCUACACUCCUCCUCACCUCCGCGACCUCUCCAUCGCCGUCCAGGACGGCGACGUCGACGCCCUCCGCCUCGCUCUCGACAACUUAAAUGGCAGUAUCGACGAGCCAGUGGAAGAUGGUGAUACAGCUUUGCAUCUGGCUUGCCUAUAUGGACAUCUACCUUGUGUGCAGUUACUUUUGGAAAGAGGCGCUUGCUUGGAAGCUAAGGAUGAAGAUGGGGCAAUUCCUCUUCAUGAUGCUUGUGCUGGGGGAUAUGUCGACAUAGUUCAGUUUUUACUUAACAGAGCAAGGAAUAGAGAAUGUGUGAAAAGGAUGUUGGAGACAAACGAUGACGAAGGAGAUACACCUCUUCAUCAUGCUGCUAGAGGUGAACAUGUGGACAUUAUAAGAAUAUUGCUUGCUACUGGAGCUGAUCCCACAAAGACAAACAUGUAUGGGAAGACCCCUGGUGAGCUACCUGAUCCGGACACCGAAGCUAAACGAAUUUUGGAAGCUGCUGGUGUCACUACGAGUUGUCAGUAGUUUCUUGUGAUUCUUCAUCAAUUUUUGAUUUAUUAUGGCUGUGGUGAUUAAGGUUGUCAGGAUUCUUCCUUAGGCUUAGCUGAUUUUGUUAUUGGGUCAAUGAGAGUAAUGGCUCAUGCCUGGAGGUCCUUUCUUCUGUAUAUGUAUCUCAGUAAGUGAGGCUUAGGUUUUUCUGCCAUUUUCUGGCUAGAGCAUGCAUGCUUCGUGCUAUUCACUCAUAUAAUCUCAUUUACCUUCCUUGGUGUUCAUGUGGGGUUCAGACCUUCUGCUUGAUUCAGGUUUGUUGUGGUGGUGUGUAAUUUCCAUACCCUAGGAUAGCCAGUUUUCUAAUAGAAAAGAUGAUCUAUCAUAACUGUAAUUUGCAAUCUUCCGUGGCUCAGGGUUGUGCCGAUUUUGUUAUUUAACAAUCCCUUCAGAUUGUUGAAUGAAAUCCGCUUCCGAUGAGAAUUUCCUUUUC
Messenger RNA from Syzygium oleosum, 1204 nucleotides. RefSeq lists its product as uncharacterized. Lineage: Eukaryota; Viridiplantae; Streptophyta; Magnoliopsida; Myrtales; Myrtaceae. The record is from RefSeq and is a predicted model, not a curated record. The transcript has 6 exons. Gene Ontology annotation, molecular function: protein binding. Bases 124 to 747 code for a protein of 207 amino acids. Gene Ontology annotation, biological process: protein ubiquitination; positive regulation of protein catabolic process.